This is a messenger RNA of Emys orbicularis (European pond turtle), 1296 nucleotides long. Its product is annotated as alpha-1-antitrypsin-like. Lineage: Eukaryota; Metazoa; Chordata; Testudines; Emydidae. The record is from RefSeq and is a predicted model, not a curated record. Bases 1 to 1296 code for a protein of 431 amino acids. Gene Ontology annotation, biological process: negative regulation of endopeptidase activity. The transcript is spliced from 4 exons. Gene Ontology annotation, molecular function: serine-type endopeptidase inhibitor activity.
AUGAAGCCCACCCUCUCUGUGUGUUUGUUACUGACUGGACUUCAAGCAAUCAGUCAUUGUCAUCGUCAGCCUGAUCACCGCAAUGACUGGGGUGGUCAUAAAGAUGCAUCCACCAGGGAACACAAUUGCCCCGUUGAAGGAGUUUAUACAUGCGAAAGCAAGACCUACUUCAAACUGGCCCCCAGCAAUAUUGACUUCGCAUUUAGAUUUUACAAGCAAGUUAUAUCAGAGGCAGCUGACAAAAAUAUUUUCUUCUCUCCCAUAAGCAUCUCUACUGCCUUUUCAAUGCUGGCACUUGGGGCUAAAUCAGCUACUCUGAAUCAGAUUCACAAAGGACUUACCUUUGACCUGAACAAGACUCAGGAAAAGGAGAUACAUGAAGGCUUUUGCCAUCUCAUCUGUGCGCUAAACCGUCCAGACAGGGAGAUCCAGCUGAAUAUGGGCAAUGCCCUUUUCCUAGAAGAGAGACUGAAACCACUAAAAAGGUUUUUAGAAGAUGUUAAAAACUUUUAUAAAUCAGAAGUUUUUUCUAGUGACUUUAACAAUUCUACCAAUGCUGUGAAACAGAUCAAUAAUUACAUUGAGAAGAAAACCCAUGGGAAAAUUGUUGAUUUAGUCCAGGAUCUUGAUCCACUCACUGUAAUGAUUCUUAUUAACUACGUUUUCUUUAAAGCCCAUUGGGAAGAGCCCUUUAAUUAUUUAUACACAAAAGAAGAGGAUUUUUUUGUGGAUGGGAAAACCUCUGUUAAAGUUAAUAUGAUGUACCGCAAGGGCAGUUACAAACAUCACUAUGAUAAGGAGCUGUCCUGCUGGCUGGUGCAAAUACCUUAUAGUGGAAAUGCUGUAGCAUUGUUUAUUCUGCCUGAUGAAGAAAAAAUGAAGGAGGUGGAAAAAGCUCUCUUGAAAAAAACUUUGUCUAAAUGGAGAAAGGCCUUCAAAGAAAGAACAAUAUAUCUGCACAUUCCAAAAUUUUCUAUUUCUGGUACCUAUGACAUAAAAGAGGUAUUCCAGAAAAUGGGUGUGAUCGAUGUGUUCACUGACCAAGCUGAUCUGUCUGGAAUCACUGGAAAGUCUGAACUAAAGGUUUCAAAAGUCAUUCACAAGGCUGUAUUGAACAUUCAUGAGAAUGGCACUGAGGCUGCAGGAGUCUCUGUCGUGGAAAUUUCAUGGAGGUCUGGUCAAAUUUCUGCUCCUCCUCGAAUUAAAUUCAACAGGCCCUUCUUGGUUAUGAUUUUUGAUAGGCAUACCCGCAGCAUCCUCUUCUUGGGGAAAAUCAUAAACCCUAGUGGAAAAUAA